GUGGAUUGAAGAAAGAUGGAGUCGCUUCGCCCUGAUCGAACCCUUUUAAAUCCCAGUUUUGAAGGCUACAAACUUUCUGUUGACGCUUUGAAUGUCUCUUCUACAGCCUUGCCGUCUGCAGUGACUGAGUUACCUCUAGGAGACGAACUUUUGAUUUCAUUUCAGCACAUGCGAGCCUUUGGAAAUUUGAAUCACUUGGUGUUUGAUUCAUGGACUGAUGGCGGGAAAAACGAGGCUGUUUAUUUUGUGAAUGAAAAUUAUGAAGUGCAAAGAGCCGCGGUCAAAGUGAGUUUUUGUUUGGUAUUGUUUAGAAAAAAACAAUACCCUUAAAAGUGAAGGUUUCAUACCGUACAUUUGUGAAAUAUGAUGUGCUCCUGAAUCAGUGCACGUGUUGUUCUUAUAAUUUGUUUGUUUAAGGCCUUGUUUGUAUGGAGGAAAUCGUCCCUGGUGGAUGGGAAGGGUCACCCUCCCAGCCUAGUCAACUCCAGUGAGCGUUUAUGUGAGAAAAAAUUUGACCCCUUUUCCCCAAGCACUAGCAUAUGCUAUGAUUGUCUAAAACAGCCGUUACGCAUGCUCUAAUUGCCUCGAUGGCUUUCACAGAGUUAACCUGGCUGGGCGAGCCAAAGGUGAAAAGGAGGGUAGGGGGUUGACCUUACCGUCACAAAAGAAUGACCUGGCCAGGUGGGUCACCCUUCUAGCCAAGCCAACUCGUUCGUUUUGUAAGGAAAUGUAUGAAAAGUCAGCUCUUUCAGGGUAGCUCAGGUAGGCGGCGGGUGACCCAUCUACCAGUAACAACUUUCCUCUAUAGAAACAGGACCUUAGAUCACCCAGUCAGUGAUACAUCGUUUUUCAAACCAAUAACAUGACUGAGAAGCGAUGCAAACGAUUCCAGAAACGCUUAAUGCUGUGCAAGAGAGAAACCUGUGCUCGAAAGUGGAAAAAUAUUUGAUGAGGAGUUACUUAACUUUGAAGUCCCUACCAUCUUUUCCUAAUUACCCAUCCUGCACUCUGCAAGAGUGUGAAUUUAUCUAUACCCAAGGGAUACAGUUCCCUGUUAUCGCUGCUCUUGGGCUGAAAUGAUUGAUAACAUUGUAAUAAUAUUGAUUCACUAGAGGGUAUUCUCUUGUAUCCUAAAUUUUGUGUAGGACAAAGACAUUUCAUCUGUGGAUACAGUAUUCAAAAUUCCUACUACGGAGAAACUUAAAGGAAGCUUGAACACAACACUGUUUUUUCCAUCACCCUCACUAGCUUGCUUAUCAGAUGGGUGUGGGAAGCUGUUCUUGCUUCAAACAGAUGGCAGAACAAAGGAAGACUCUCAGAAUGUGCCUUGGAAAGUAGCAAUGGUGUAUCAAUUCAAUCGUCCAUCACUUAUCCUUCACACCACUCAUUGUAAAGAAACAGGAUCUGUAAGCUGUUUGUUAUUGAGUAUCACUGAUAAUGAUACUUCCACCUCAGUCAAAGAUACCCAUGUUGUUCAUUUGGAGUUGAUUACAUUAUCUCAAGUGAAGUGUUUGUCAUCAGGGUCCAUCAAUUACAUCUGUGAGGAGAUACAACAUUUCACAGGUUACACUGCACCCAUGUAUGCUGCUAUUGAGCCUGGUCGUACUGCCAUCUUGGUGGCUAGUGAAAAGUCUUUCUCUCUCGUAAAAGGUAUUGUUAGACUUUUGUAUUGUUCGGAGCAGAAAAACACUCUGAAACAACUUGCCCACUGGGCUAGUCACUUUGAAUUUUUCCUUGCCCCAACCUAAAUUCUACUUGCCUUAUUGCUGUAGCCUUACUGUGAAUCAGAUUAGGUGAUUCUAAAAAAUUUCCAUACCAUACUGGUAACAGCUUUCUUUUCAGAAUUUCCAGGGCUAGCGGGUGUACCUUAAACUGGAAAUUUGAAAGCAUGGAGAUACUUAUGAUUAGAAUUCUGAAGUCAUUGAGGGUGGGGGUUAAUAUCUGGAAUUUCCACAAGGGAUCGACUAAGGUGUACUCCUUGACAACGUUUACUUUAUGGACUUAAUUAGUUCACAAAUAAGAAUUUGUGAAAAUUUUUGGACCUUCUAGUAAACAACACUCUUGGAAAUUCAAGUAAAGGAAAAUGCAUCAUCUUUCAAAAUCUUUCAGCUUAUGAAGAACUGCCUCCAGCUCAAGAUGCUGAGGAGAAAGCAAAUAAUCAGCAAAACAAUUCAAGGAUCCAGGCAUACAAGUGGUCGCAGGAUAAUGAAGACGUAACCCUGAAAUUUGAAGUCGCUGAUGGGACUACAAAAGAAUCAAUAGUCUGUGAAAUAAAGACUGAUUCCAUGAGUAUUCGGAUAGGUGAAGAUAUCUUGUUAAGUGGUAUGCUAUUUGCAAAGGUGAAAUCCGAGGAAAGCACAUGGACUUUGGACAAGAACAGGUACUUGGGGCUUUUGAUAUUAUUUCUUAGUCUUUUUUCUGUAUGAGCUUUGCACUUUGAAAGUGUGUUUGUGUGUAACAACUUUUCAGUUGGUGUAUUACCUUUGGUGUUUGAGGUAAGUUUGACGUUGCUUUUCAAAAAGAUGUGUCUUGCAGUAGCAUUCUUUUCAGUUUUGAAACCAUUGGUUUCUUGAGUCCCCUGAUCAUUAGUAGCCUAUACAGUGUAGACUGUUUAUUUUUUGCUGACCCUUUGGAUUUUGAGGGAUUUUAAUCACAACCUCUUUUGUGCUGUUGUUAGUUUGGAGGUAGUCCUUGUGAAACAAGCUGAGGAGCAUCACUGGAGCAGUGUUGUUAAGGGUGAUGACAGAGGAGAGUAUGUGCUGAUUGGAGAAGAAGCAGAGAGGGUGAAAGAGAUUCACAGCCGGCUGGAGCACCUUACAUCUGAUAAACUGGUAACUAAUAGUAUUGGCUGAUUUCAAACCGAGAGUGGCUGGGAUUACCAACACAAGACCCAAAUAGCAGAAAGAGCUAGUGACAUCAAGGUUUACAAAAUACUCAACAUUGAUGAUAAUUGGGUUCAAUAAUGAAGAUUUGCCAAUAAUUAUAUCAGGGGCACCCAAUGACUGUUUUUGUAAAUAUAUGUUCGGAGAAGCAAAUACUGCCUAGAAUUUUCUUUUACUUGAGGACAACUAAUAAUUUCUAGAUGACCGUUCAAUUCAUGAACAAUUUUCGAAGUUUAUCUUAUAAAUUCCCUAUGAUUUUCUGAAGUUCAAUUUUUCUGACAUAUGACUGCCCAGGUUAGGCUGUAUUUUGUUCAAAAAAUGAAACAUAGUAUUUUUGGAUUAAAAAAUGGGAUGGAGAGAGGAGUGAGAAAAAUUCUCACUUUUGUAAUACAUUAAAUUGCAUCCAAAAUUUUUGGGAAAACAAUACUGAAGCCCUUGUAGUAUUCGAAGAGAGUCAAGUUCCCCUAGGAUGACCGAACAGGUACAAAUUUUAUAUAGCCACUUAGAAUGCAUUUCUAGAGAUCUAAAAGUACUCUGGAUAGCCUAAAAAGUGUUUUUGAUGCGUUAGGAGGAAACCGUCAUUCAACCUCGUUCCCAGGGUUCUCUCCUACCCGCCCUACGGAGCGAGAGAGAGAGACCCUGGAAAAUGCUGGUCACGUGUCAGCCAGAAUCUGGGAGAUUACAAACAAAAGAUUUGGGGGAGGGGCAGGCAAGUGUGAGAUUUGUCUCCACAGAGCGUAGACAGGUCAGUGCAGCCAUGAAACUGUGUACCUGACCUGAUCUUGAACGCCCAAAAUAAUGCACAAAAUCCUUUGACAGCGAAAGCGUAACUUUCUGCAGAGUAUCUGGAUGUUAGUCACAUGUUUAUCAGCGACGCUUUCAUUUGGCACAUGCAACAGAAAUCGCGGAGGAUUCACCGUUUGUGCAGUCAAAAAUAAUUCAGGUAUCCUGGUCUGCCUGGUAGUAACAUUCAUACCGAAACGCACUAGAUUUGAAUUGCCGUAUCUAUAUGUUGUGGAGGCCACUUUAGAAAACAAAUGUACAGUAGCUGUACGUGUUUUCAAGACUACUAUUACGCAGGUUAUGUUGUCUGUUUUGUCUCUGUUUAUACUAGUUCCUGUUGUCUUCCAUGUCACGUUGGUAUAUAAUUAUCUUUAUCUUUGAUCUAUUUACCACUUUUCUAUUGCCGCAUCAUGACAAAGGUUUGGGGGAGGAAAAAGCUCACAUUUUAGGCUAUAGCUUUCCGUGAAGUCACUAGAUCUAAAAUAUUACUUUGAUCGUAAAUGUAUUAACUGAAUUCCUUGCUCUCAAUGUAACUGCCAUGUUUUGUCCCAGGGGUUUGUCACACCAAACCACUAAGACUGCAAAUGGUGUAGGUUUAUUUGGCCCGAUUACAAGCCGCUGUCAGACAAACAUUGAAAAUAUUAAUAUAGAAGUUCAGCAUACGGGGAUUUUACCUUCAAAAAAUUAACUCGCUUGUGUAUAACUCAAGAUCAUAGAUUUUUAGGGAUUGGUUUUCUUGGUUAAACCGGCGACAACGCUAGUUUUUGAUUCCUUCUCUGGUAAUUCACAUGUUUAUCUGAUAGUUCUGUUUAGGCAGAAAUUUCCCUUAGUUUCAGUUAUAGUUGUAGUAGGGUUAGCAAAUCUAUCUUGCUGUUGCGGUCACUGCGUGAACGUUGCGAAUAAACCAAACAAAAACAAUGUGAGACAAAGGACUCCUACCUCAGAAUUGAUUUUGUUCCGGAGCCUCGUGACCAGCAUUUUCCAGGGUCUCUCUCUCUCUCGCUCUGUAGGGCGGGUAGUCGAGAAGCCUGGGAACGAGGUUGACUGUCACUGGGUACCCCUGAUUAUUUGAUGUCGGAACAAUUGUCAGGCAUAUAUUUCUUUGUAAAUUUUCAAGUUAUUGAAAGGUUGUAUUUUGUUCAGUAUUGGCCUAAUUAACACCAAAGGUAAGGAUUUCGCAAACCUUGGUGACCCUCUUGAUGAACUAAACUAAUAUGUGUAUAAUUAUAAUUACCCUAAAUGGAUGAUUUGAGACAUACUAAAAGAUCAAUUUUUUUGCUUGAUCAAUCUUCAGGUGGAGGAUUCACGAGAGAACAAGAUGUCUUUUACAGAUCAACAGUUAGAAGAAUGUGAUGCAUUUCCAGAGGAUGUCGAGUACAUAUUCAGACUGGACGUUAAGACUGGAGAAGUAACUCAUAAGGUAAGUCAAUAAACUUUAAUCUCUGAUAUUAUUAUUAUUAUUAUUAUUAUUAUUAUUAUUAUUAUUAUCAUUGUCUAUUUAGUUCUGAGCUCUGGCUGUUCUCCUUCUAACCUACAUCCCAAGAGAGCGAGUCAUAGUCAAUGACCAGGGGUCCCUUGGGGACACUCUCCUAUAGCCUGUUCCAGGCUCUUAGGUAGUGGGGAAGACACGAAAGUAAAAGGCAUUUGAAAAGUUGGCGGGGCGAAAAAGAGGAAAAGGAAGGGAAAGAGCCGCCCCUGCUCUCCCCAGUUUCCUUUCGUUUUAUUUUCAUAUUUGCACUUUCUCAAUUCAGUGGGCCCGACUAUCUCGGAGCCUGGAACAGGCUAACUCUCCUGAUACUUUGAAGUCAAGCACCCUCCUCAGCAUCCUGGUCGUUCCUAAUAGCGUAGUUUUCUGUAGCAGUCCAAUCCUAACCCUGAUCCCCAGUUUUUUUAUCCAUCGCCCAAGUUUCUUCGUAACACUUCCAAGGACCCCUACAACAACAGGUACCACUUCCACGUUUUUCACAUGCCACAUUUGCCUAAUUUAUCUCUACAAUUCCAGAUAUCUUUGAACUUCUUCCAAUCAUUAUACUAGAAAAAACCAAAUGUUAUGGAACGCGGGUGACAACGAUUGAAAGUCAAAAUGCUUUUGCUCCAUCGUUGUGCGUUGCAGAAGUUUCACGUGACAGAUAGUCUAAAAGCGUUGAUCAAAUUGCAUUCUGUGCAUUCCAUUCAUUCUUAGUGGAAAUCCAAAUGAAUGCUGGCUACAUACAUGCGACACGUGUAAUAACAACCUGGAGAUUAGGAUUGCGGGCUCCCUGAGUCACCCGCAAUUAUUAUUGUUGUUAUUAUUAUUAUUUUAUUACUAUCAUGGAUAGCAAUGUAAUGUUUAUUGAAAUGUUGCCCGCUUCAAAGGUAUUAAAGGUUUGCAUCUCUAAUAUUUCAAACUUUAUUUCACAUUAGGUUUGCCUAGCAAUUCACCAGUGGAUAUUCAAUGCCUCACUAGACCCAAACCUUCCUCCAGCUUUCUGUAUACGCCAUGAUGUUGAUGCUCUUCUCUGGCAACCCAAGUCUCACUCCAGCAAUGAGGACAACUGGGUGCACACUGGAACAUUUAAUGCGCUUGGUUACGUACAGGCAGCUAAACGUGAUAGAAAGUUCUCUACUUGUGCUCCAGAUAUGUCCUUUGCGACACUGUGUGAUUGUACCAGGCACGUUUACAUUUACCGACAACCUGAACAAGGAGCUAAGCAUGCCAGCCAACAUGUAGUGACACUGACAACUUCUGAUAAUGAAAUCUUGGGGCUUCAAGCCUCAAAUGGAAAAGUUUUUGUCUUGACUAAACAAAGUUUGCAUGUUAUUACUGUUAACUAAAAACAAAUUCUUUUAGGUAGCUUUGUAACUGUUAGGAAACAUCAAUCCCCAGCGGUGAAGUUAAGUUGCCACUUAAUUAAGUUUCUUUUAUGUAAGAAAAAACAACAACAACAGCAACAAACCUCUUCUGGUCACUUUGUAAUACUUCUAUAGAAAGAAAACAAGAUUGACUUUCAGAAGUUGAAAUCUGAAGUUAACAAGACUGAAACCAAUGGCCAUUUUAUUGCUAUGAUGCGGGGAAUUUGUUUCUUUUUUUAUAUACCUUUAAAAUGGUAGGGUAGUAAAAAAUACAUGUUUAUAAAUAUACAUAUGACAAUAAAAUUGUCCAUAGUUAAUUGUUCAUGA
Molecule: messenger RNA, 6824 nt
Organism: Porites evermanni
Lineage: Eukaryota; Metazoa; Cnidaria; Anthozoa; Scleractinia; Poritidae
Source: the annotation of a GenBank genome assembly